AGAAAAAAGGAGGCAGCCCUCGAAUGGUCAGACCUUGCUGACCUAUUUUUUUCCUUUCGCUCUCUGCGAGCUGAAUUCUGGAAAAGGAUUGUCGAUCUAUGACGAGCGUGGCGAGUCAAUGUUUUAGGAGCUCGACAGUUGCCAGAAAGGUUCAACGAAGGAAUGUAUGUAUCCUCGAACCGAACCGGGCUGGUCAGAUCCACGCAAGCCUGAGGGCAGCCAGCACCCCUUCCCCUCCCCUCUCCUCCGUAAAGUCUAUUCAGCCCUCCCUAAAGGAUACUCAAGAUAAACUUUUCCGGUAUACAACGUCGGAUUGGCACCUGUAUAUCGUCUACUCGGGCGAGGUCAGCGCAUACAUAUAUGUGAUCGAGUGGAGGACCACCACUGAGGCUUACCUCGAUAGUAGGGCUUUAAAUUCUCGUCGCUGAAGACUAAGUCGGCCGGCCCUCGACAACGUGUCGGGGUAUGAGAAUCGAGAGUGGACGAGAGAAAGAGUGAAAGAGGGGAUGAAAAAAGCGAGUUCUUGGAUUCAACGCUCUACUAUAAUAUACAGCAUUAAGCUGUCUGUCCUCCUUUCCAGCUCCGUCAUGAUAGAUGGAUGCUUCAAUGAGACUGAUGUGU
This is a messenger RNA of Kockovaella imperatae, 621 nucleotides long. RefSeq lists its product as hypothetical. NCBI's taxonomy places the organism in Eukaryota, Fungi, Basidiomycota, Tremellomycetes, Tremellales, Cuniculitremaceae. The coding region runs from base 99 to 428 and encodes 109 amino acids. The record is from RefSeq and is a predicted model, not a curated record. The transcript is spliced from 4 exons.